Anopheles cruzii is the source of this 3177-nucleotide messenger RNA. Its product is annotated as cytoplasmic polyadenylation element-binding protein 2-like. Gene Ontology annotation, cellular component: synapse; cytoplasm; neuron projection. The coding region runs from base 1 to 2991 and encodes 996 amino acids. NCBI's taxonomy places the organism in Eukaryota, Metazoa, Arthropoda, Insecta, Diptera, Culicidae. The transcript has 10 exons. The record is from RefSeq and is a predicted model, not a curated record. Gene Ontology annotation, biological process: negative regulation of cytoplasmic translation. Gene Ontology annotation, molecular function: ribosome binding; mRNA regulatory element binding translation repressor activity; translation factor activity, RNA binding.
AUGGGUGACUACCUGUACUCGAGCUCGGUCCUGGCGAACGAUUCGUGCGUGAGCAACGCUUCCUCGCUGCUCGAUACGCUCAGCAUCAACAACCUGCUGAACAUCAAGCACCUGACCGGUGGUUCCGGAAACGGAGGCGACCUAGGUGCCAGCGUCUCCGACGCCCUCGGUACGAUCGUCGGCGAAUCGUCCUCUUCGUCGUCGUCGGUGUCGAUCGGUAGCAAGAACAAUAACGGUGCCAUGUCCGGGAAGCUGUCGGCUGGAGCGUCCGGACUGUCGCUAGGUGGCUCUUCCGGUGUAGAGGACGGGCAGGGCGGCGGACUACUGAUGACGUCCAGUGUGGCCUCGUCCAGCUGCGGCGGAGGUGUGCUGGGCUCGGGCUCGGGCAUCAUCACGACCGCCAUCACGUCCGAUGGCUGCUGUCUGAGCGGCGCAUCCGGAUCGACGGUUCGCGAGCUCUCGCUGGCGCUCGGCGGUGACGACGGAACCGUGACCUCGUCGCUACUGAACGGGGGCAGCAUUUCGUCGCCCUCGAUCGUUGGGCUCGGUGGAAUGAGUGGAAGCGGAAACGCGAACGGCAACAACAACAGCACCGCCAACGGUGGCAGUGGCGGCAAUGGGGCCGGAGGUGGCUCGAACAGUACGAACAACAAUCUGCUCCUGGAGGCGUCCGCGUCGGCGGCCGACCAGCUCCAGCUGCAAUCCGUGGCGGAGGAACUCAGCCUGAAGGCGGCCGAUCUCAGCUGUCUCAGCUCGGUCACGUCCAACCUGAUGAACGGAUGUCUCGCCCCGAGCGGGCUCGGCUUCGGUGCGACGCCGGACCACUCGAGCCCGUGGUCGACGGGACCGGACGAGGCGGGCCAGGCCGGUUCGAGCGGACACCUGUCGAUGAACGGGUUGGGUGGGUUCCAGAACUUCACCAGCAAUCUCUACAAUGGUGCCGUGGCGGCGGCUGCCGCAGCCGCAGCCACCGCAGCUGCCCAGCAGCAGCAGCAACAGCAGCAGCAACAGCAGCAGCAACAACAACAGCACCAGCAACAGCGCCGUGCAAUCACUGCAUCGCACGGGGCCUUCCCGAAUCACCACCACGGCAUUUCGCCCAACAAUCUCGCCGUCUCGCACGGUAACGCAAUGCUCCAGCAGCAGCAGCAGCAACAGCAACAGCAGCAACAACAGCAGCAAAAUCAGUACAAGAACUCGUACCCAUCCUGGUCCAACCCGGGACCCUGGUCGCAGCAACAGUCCAGCCAGCAACAGCAACAUCACCAUCAGCAGCAGCAGCAGCAGCAGCAACAGCAGCAGUUGCACCAGCAACAGCAGCAGCAGCAACAGAGCGCACUGUCUUCCUGGAACCGGGGCCGCUCCGUGCCGAGCCUAAAUCCGUCCGGCCUGGGUCCGAAUGGGCUGCACGCCCGCAAGCCCCCCGUUCACUCGCAGGGCAACCCGUCGCUCUCGCCGUACGGUGGUGGCCUCGGCAAUGGGGGCCAUCUGCAGCAGCAAUCUCAUGCCCAUCACUCUCAGCAAAGUAUGCAGCAUCAGCAGCACCAACACCACCAGCAGCAACAUCAGCAACACCAUGGUCACCACGGCGGUCACCAUCAGUCGAACGCGCUGCAGCCGCUGCAAUCGAAUCUGGCCAAUUCCCCGUCGCGCUAUCGGCGCAGCACGUCGGCACCGUUUCCGAACAAAACCAAUCUCACCCAAUCGCUCGGAUCGGCCGGUGGCGGUGGUGGCAGCUCCGGAGGGCCCGGUGUUGGCAGUAGCGGUGGCGGUGGCGGAGUGGGAACCGGCAGUAUGGGUGGAGGUUUUCCCGGGCCGCUCGACGUCGGCGGUAUCGACGAGAACCGCGAUCCGUUCCUGUCCUCGUAUCAGGACCGCACCGGGCUGAGCAACGGAUUAGAUAUGCGCUCGCUGGAACAUUGCCUCAGUGACAUCAUGCGAAACGUGGGCGAGGCCUCGCAGCCGGAUCAUCUGAAAGGUUUUUUGAACUGCAACACCAACACGCUGCAGUCGCUGGCACAGCUACACGGAAAACUUGACUUCCACGAAUUCAUCCCAGGUAAACCCUUCUUCACCGGACUGGACGAGCAUCUGAAUGACGACGAUGGUAAUGGUGGCGGGGGCGGAUUUAUCGGAGGCAAUCAGCUGCAGCUCAACUCCCCGGCCCGAUCAUCGCCGCACUCGAAUGGUUCCGAAACGACGGAACGCUUCUCGCGGAAGGUUUUCGUCGGUGGUCUGCCGCCGGAUAUUGACGAAGAGGAAAUCACCACAUCUUUCAACCAGUAUGGAGACCUUAUCGUUGACUGGCCGCACAAAGCUGAAUCGAAAUCGUACUUUCCACCCAAAGGAUACGCAUUUCUCCUGUUCCAGGAGGAGCGUGGCGUCCAGAAGCUUAUCGAAACGUGCGUGCCGGAUGAUGACAAACUCUACAUCACUGUAUCGUCGCCGACGAUCAAGAACAAACCGGUCCAGAUCCGUCCCUGGCGGCUAGCAGAUGCGGACUAUGUACUGGACGCGUCCAUGCCCCUCGAUCCUCGAAAGACCGUCUUCGUCGGCGGUGUACCGAGACCGUUGAAAGCAUAUGAACUGGCAAUGAUUAUGGAUCGUUUAUAUGGUGGUGUGUGCUACGCUGGAAUCGACACCGAUCCGGAGCUGAAGUACCCGAAGGGCGCCGGCCGGGUAGCGUUUUCCAACCAGCAAAGCUACAUCGCCGCCAUCUCAGCCCGUUUCGUCCAGCUGCAGCAUGGCGAUAUCGAUAAACGUGUCGAGGUGAAACCGUACGUUUUGGACGAUCAAAUGUGCGACGAGUGCCAUGGCCAGCGUUGUGGGGGCAAGUUUGCUCCAUUUUUCUGUGCCAAUGUCACCUGUCUUCAGUAUUAUUGCGAGCAGUGCUGGGGCUUGAUUCACGCCCGCGAAGGCCGUGAGUACCACAAGCCCCUCGUCAAGGAAGGCGCCGACCGGCCCCGGGCGGUGCCCUUUCGUUGGUGUUAACGCCAACAGCCUCGAUCAAUAUCAACUGCAACUGCUAGGACGUCGUCGUCGGCGCGGACGGGUGGUGGAGCUGCCGGCCCUUCUUCCAUCGGGGCCCUCGGCUGCACCGGACCCAGCCCGUCCCUCGCCAGCGGUCCCAUAUCCACCGGAGUCUAUUAUAGCGGCAAUGGCUCUAAUUCCGGAUUU